Syzygium oleosum is the source of this 1282-nucleotide messenger RNA. Its product is annotated as mitochondrial outer membrane protein porin 2-like. Gene Ontology annotation, cellular component: mitochondrial outer membrane. The coding region runs from base 101 to 940 and encodes 279 amino acids. The record is from RefSeq and is a predicted model, not a curated record. NCBI's taxonomy places the organism in Eukaryota, Viridiplantae, Streptophyta, Magnoliopsida, Myrtales, Myrtaceae. Gene Ontology annotation, biological process: monoatomic anion transmembrane transport. Gene Ontology annotation, molecular function: voltage-gated monoatomic anion channel activity. The transcript is spliced from 6 exons.
CGCUCCCUCUCGUUUCUUCACCCUUCGCCAUCUCCGAUCGCCGGGGAGAUUCCUCUCCAGGAUUCUCCUCCAUUCUUUCCCCCUCCCUGAUCGGGAAGCCAUGGGCAGCAGCAAAGGACCCUCCCUCUUCUCCGAUUUCGGGAAGAAGGCGAAAGACUUGCUCGCGAAGGACUACAGCUCCGAUCAGAAGUUCACCCUCGCCAGCGACAGCGUGACCGGUCUGGCCCUUAGCUCCACUGUGGGGAAGAACGGAGCUCUGUCCUCUGGGAAUGUGACAGCACAAUACAAGCGGGAUAAUAGCGUGCUUGAUGUCAAAGUUGACACAGAAUCAAAUCAAAUCUCAACCACCCUCACUGUCACAGACAUCUUGCCAUCAACAAAAGCUAUUGCUUCCUUAAAGCUACCUGAUUACGACUCUGGCAAGUUGGAGGCGCAAUAUUUUCAUGAACAUGCAACCUUCAGCAUGGCCGUCACAGCAUCUCAAUCCCCGGUUGUUGAUGUAUCUGCGACGAUUGGCACGCCAAGUAUUGCUUUUGGUGCAGAGACAAGUUACACAACAGAUUCUUAUAAAUUUGUGAAGUAUAAUGCUGGGGUCAGCAUGACAAAGCCUUAUUCCAAUGCGUCGGUAAUCCUGGCUGAUAAAGGUGACUCGCUGAGGUUUUCUUAUAUGCACCACCUAGAUCAGCUGAACAGGGGAGCUGUUGUGGGUGAAAUUAGUAGGAAGUUCUCCACGAAUGAGAACACCCUCACUGUUGGAUGUUCCUACGUGGUUGACCCCAACACAAUCGUGAAGGCGAAACUCAACAAUCAUGGCAAUCUCGGGGCUCUUCUACAGCAUGAGCUCAAACCAAAGUCCUACUUAACUAUUUCCGGAGCUUUCGACACCAAGGCCUUGGAAAAAUAUCCCAAGUUCGGGUUGGCACUUUCUCUUAAGCCUUGAGAAGUCCUCCAUGAAAGAUUACGAUACUGAUGCUGCAGCAGAUAGAACAUAUAAAAGAUCUCUUGAUACUGUUGUUGGUGAUGCCAGAUUGCAACUUACUGCUAUGGGUUUCCUACCCCUUUACCCCUUUUGUUAGCAACUUAGGCUAAGUGGAUUUGAUUUUUGCCGGUGAUUUUCCCGGCCUGUGGUAAUGUAGCUCCAUUGACAUAUGAAACUCCCCUUCCCUAAAAGUACGAGAGGGUUUUGAUUGAAAGGGCCAGAAGUUCAUCUGUCUCUCUCUCUCUUGUGGAUAGGCACAGUUAUUCAAAAGAUUACUCAAUAUUAGAUUGCCCAAUUUCAUAA